Messenger RNA from Caenorhabditis angaria, 1025 nucleotides. The record is from the annotation of a GenBank genome assembly. Lineage: Eukaryota; Metazoa; Nematoda; Chromadorea; Rhabditida; Rhabditidae.
AUGAACAAUCUCGAGAAAGAGCUGGUGGAUUCGGAUAACUUAGAGAUUCGAACCCAUGCUGAUGGUACUAUUGUUGGAGUUCUUAAAAAUGUGAAAAAAGCAAUCGAAACUCGGAUGACAGAUUUGGCAAAAUCUGGACAAUUGUUAGCUGGCAGAAAAUUGGCAUUGUUCGGGGAUAAAGGAGGUGAGAAAAUGUCUUGAGGCGACAAACAAAGUAUUUUUUCAGGAGGAACAACGAAACUAAUUAUUGUUCUGGUACAUCUUGCAAAUCCGAAUAGUCGUCAUAAUAUUCUGGUCAUAUCAAUUUUCGGUGCAGAUGACACAGCUCAAAAUAUGCUGAAAUACAUUCCUGAUGUGUUGGACCAACUCAAUUCAUUGGAAACAAUCAGCUUCGAACAGAACGGUGUUCUUGUUACAAUUGAUGUUGAAUGGAUGCUUGGUGGCGACAUCAAAUUCCUUUGUUCGUGUCAUGGGCAUGCAGGUAAUGAUUUGUCUAUGGAUUCAAAAAUUAAUAAUUCAUUUCAGGCGCAAGUUCUUUGGAAUUUUGCUUCUUCUGCUAUUUAGUAAACAGACAAUGUACACAGCUCAGGGAUUAUAAUGGAGAUGCUAUCCUUCGAACAGUACAAUCAUAUGCUAAUGAUGCUUUGACUGGUGCUAAUUCAGUACAAAUUGGCUCCGUGAUUAUCUUCAAACUAGUGAAAUUAUCACAUGUAAUUGUCCCUUCACUUCAUAUCUUGAUGGGAUUAGCUGAUCGAUAUAUUUUUGUUUUCUUGCUAACUCUCGCCGCGAAAGAAGAUAAUUUGACAGACAUUGAAUUCGAAAAGUUGAGCCACACAAAGAGUAAGAUGAAAGAAAUGGUGAAAAACUUGGAUAACAAAAAUAAUGUAUUGAAAACUUGGAUCAGCGACAAAAAAUCAAUGGAAGAUAUGCUAUUGGCUGUCACUAGUGUAAUCAGUAGAAAAAUAUCAAAAGCUCGAAAUCCACCACCAACAUGUCAUGCUGGAAAUUUGCAUUUAUACACAUAA